ACACACACACACACACAAUGUGACUGAUACGUUUUUUAUAGUGCAGGUGGAGCUGAGGCGUCAACAUUUGAAACUGAAAGCUGGACUUCAAAUGCAGGUGAACAGUCAGACGAGUGAACAGUCAGACGAGUGAACAGUCAGACGAGCGACAGUCAGACAGGUACAGGUAAACAGACGUCGUGGUGAGCAGCAGGAGCCCCGGGUGUCGGUGGUUGAGGAUUUUUUGUUACGAUGACUCCUCCUCCUGUCCCAAAGCCUCGGAAUCUUUAUAUGAGGGACGGUCCAGGCUCUGCCUCCUCUCUGGACAAAAACCUGGUUGGUGAGAAUGACCUGCUACCUGCAUCCUCUAAUGGAGAUCACCUGAGCACAGGUGAUGAAGCCCCUCCUCUUCCUCCUCACAAUGGCGUCGUCUUCCCGACUCUGGCAGGCAUCACUGACAUCAUCGCCACCAACAUCCCGUCAUUGGCUGGAUUUGCAAACUUCAUCGGUGGCUCCUCCCCAGCCCCGACUGUCCCCCUGGCCCCGUCUGCCCCCCCCUCCAUAGACACCAUGGUGAACAGCAUAGCCACCAACAUACCUAGCUUAGCAGGAGCUGCUAGCACUGUUGCUAACCCAGCUGCUGUUACAAUGAACUCCUCCUCCACCAACACACCUUUAUCUGUACCUGAUUCUAAAAAAGGUGCUACUAACUUAGACAGCAUUGUUAGCUCUUUAGCUAACAUACCAAGUUUAGCAGGAAUUGUUAGCAGUGUGGCGAAUCCAGCUGACAGCUCCAUGAUGACCCAGGCCACGCCCUCAGCCCCGCCCCCUUCACUGCAGAGUAUUGCUGGAGACCCUAACACAGAUGUUGGGGCUCUGUCACAGCUGGUGAUAUCGACUUUAGACCAGAACUCAGGUGUCACAUUACCUCCGCUAGAGGGAGCUGCUGAACCCACAAAUGGAGGAAGGUGUCCUCCUUGUGUUGACCCCACAGCCAGUCUGAUUCCGAGAGGAGAGGAUCCGUAUGUCACCAUUAUGGCUUGUUGGGCGAGCCAGGACGAAAUUGAUACUGACUCUUCCAAUGAGGAAGAAGAUCCAGGAGUAAGCUCCGCCCACUCUGGCGCAGGCGGUCCAACAGAUGGAGAUCCUGCUGCCAUUACGGCUAACUCCAACAGCAACCCACUCAGUCCUUCAGGUCGUCUGAUCCCCACCCGGCCGGCCCCGCCUCCUCCCCUGCCUAUGUCAGGAAAGCCUCUGAAACAAAAGACCCCAAGAGCCGCCACCAUCAGAGUGUCCAGGAAGAAAGGAGGCAGCAAGGGCUCAACGCCACACAGUGCAGUGGUUCGAUCAAGCUGGCUGGACGUCUGGAAGGGCUUCAGACACAAUGUUUUAUGGGCAUCGUUGGAUGGACAGCUGAUGUCCCUGUGGAAAAAACGUACAGACCGUUUCAGUGAGCUGCUCUUUCAUGUCUCCAGUAUCACCAACAUAAAGAAACAGGAUAAAGGCAGAUUCUCGGUUUACUUCAGGAAGAAACAUUAUGACUUCAUGGCUCAUAGUGACGAGGUUCAUGAAGGCUGGGUCACAUCUCUGCUGGCAUCUCGAGGCCAGCCAAGUCCUGCCCCCCCAGAGCUGCAUGGACAAAUCACAAUCAAGGACCCACGGAGCCGAGUUUAUGCCGCACUAUGGGGUCAUGACCUCUGGAUUUACCCAAACAAGGAGGGCUUCCAGCUGGGCAUCGCCUCCUUCUCCAUCCCUCUGAACGUGGCCACCGUGAAAUCUACAGGAAAACACUCGUUUACCCUCAUCACUCCGUACAAGAGCUUCAACCUGUCAGUUGAUUCAUCAAAGGACCUGCCUGCCUGGUUGGAGGGUCUAUCCUCAUCUAUACGCAGUGCUCUUUCCUGCAGUCAUGUGGCGCUGCGUCUUUGGGAAAACCCGGACAACAAAGUGUGCGGUGACUGUGGCUCAGCCAAUCCUGAGUGGGCGUCAGUCAACCUUCUGCUGGUCGUCUGUCAAGCCUGUGCAGGUCAGCAUCGAGCUCUGGGCAGCAACCUGUCCAAGGUCCGCAGUCUGAAGAUGGACAACAAGGUGUGGACCGAACCACUCAUACAGCUGUUUGUUGCCUACGGUAACAGGCUGGCCAAUCAGGUGUGGGCUCCAGCGGUGCCGGCGUUGGAGCAGCUGCGUCCGGACUCGUCGGAUGAGGAGAGGUCCAGGUUCAUCCAGGAUAAAUACAGCAGGGGGCGCUACAAACGAGUCCACGCUCUGGCCUCGUCACGCCCUCUAAUGGAUCAGAGGCUACGUCAGGUGGUGUGUGGAGACGAUGUAGAAGAAACGAUGUCUCUGAUCUGCUCUGGAGCAAAGGUGUGUCAAUCAAACCCUCAAAGCCCCUCCCCCAUCCUGCUGGCUGAGAGAGCCAAUCAGGCUCUGCAGACCGAGCUGCUCCGCCUCAAUGAGUACACAGUGGUCCCGCCAUACCUGCCACAGUCGACUAAUAGGAGGCUUGACUACGCCCCCUCAGUUGAGGAAGAGGAGGAGGAGCUUCAUGGUAAACUGGAAGAAGAUCGUUUUCUGUUCUCGUUAGAAAACAACUCUGCAGCGUGCGACGUCCUCGACUUGCGAGAGGUUCUCUCUGUGUUCCUCAAAGAAGGAGAGGAUUAUCAGUUUCAGAUGGUGACACUCAGCGAUCAGCUGGUCUGUGCAGCUGACAACCAGGAGGUGCUGCUGAGUCACCUGAGCCACAUCUUGAAGGUGAUUCUCCCAGCGGGCAUCUCUUAUGCAGAGGUGGGAGGGGCUUCUGCUGCUAGCAAAGUGUCUGUUGUUGAAGUGGGUGAAGCCUCGUUUUUCUUUGAUGCCUGGUUGUUACUGUGGGAGGAGGGAGUCAGCAUUCAUCCUGUCAACAAACACAAGCAGCAGACUGUGAGGAUGGAACUGAGCACGCUCAGUAACCAUGAGAUGGAUCCAUCUGAAAACAUUAUCACCUUAGCAACCACAGACAGCAGGAGUGUGUCAGUGCGUUUUGAGGAGCAGCACAGCUGUCAGUCCUGGUUUGACCACCUGCAGAGAGCUCUGACCAAUCAGAAAGCAGCUCCACAGCAUCCUACAGCCAAUCACAGCUCAGCCCGUCCCUCUCUGUACCCAGUGAUGGACAUGGGCUGCAGGGGGUCAGUCCCCGCCGCCAUCGAACGCUGCAUCUCCCACGUCACUGCUCAUGGUCUGAAAGUGGAGGGCAUUUACCGGCGCUGUGGCAUCGCCACCAAAGUCAUCAGGUUAAUGGAGGCUCUUAUGACAUCACCUAGCUCCGCCCCUCUGGAGAGUGAUGAGCAAGGUGUGUUAGAUGCUGGCUCCGCCCUCAAACAAUAUGUCCGCCAGCAGCAGAGUCUAAUCCCUGACAAAGAGCUACAACAAUGGCAGCAUGCUGCAGCUGUUUCAGAUGAACUCUCCAGGUUUUCAGCCUACAGACGGUUGCUACGGCAUCUUCCUGAUGACAACCGAGCAACACUGAAUGCACUUUUUGGACACUUUUACAUGGUCCAGGUGUUCUCUCAGGUAAACAAGAUGUCUGCUCACAACCUGGCUGUGGUUUUGGUCCCCACUCUGUUUCAGACCAUGAACCAGGACCUUCUCCGUCUGACCCGAGAGUUCAUCAUCCACCACACACUGCUCUUCCUGACACCCGGAGGAGGGCAGAGACAGGAGGAGGAGGAGGAGGAGGAGGAGGAGGAGCAGAUCACAGCUUUAUAAAGAAAAGAGGAGGAGCAGAUCACAGCUUUAUAAAGAAAAGAGGAAGAGGGGUUUUUUAGUUAUUUUUUAUGAAUGGGGUAUCAGUUAAACUCAUGAUUGAACUUAUAUCUAUACAUAUAGCAGUGUAGUGUUUAUAUUAUUAAUCGUUUAAAGAAUAUUUUUUCUUAAUAAUAAUAAACUUUUUAUUAAAGCUCUGAACUGUAAAUCACUGUGUUGUGUUCUCACACAGUGCCCCCUACAGCCCACUGUAUCAACCUGCUGGCGUUUUAUCUGAGUUCAAUUAUUUAAAGUGAGAAAACAACCAAACUCUGUAUUCAUCCAAUCAAUAAAGUCUGUCAUCGACUCAACAGAAAGUUUUAUUUUCAUAUACACCUACGGGUGCUGAGACGGACAAACAAGUUGAACCAUCUCCAGAAAGUCAAAGAGGCGGAGGCAACCAUCAAAGUAUUUGUUGAACAGGAGAGAUUUAUUUGUCUGUGUAUUUCCGACCACUGAUUCAGUCCUUACAGCUCUGUCAAUAAAACUUUAUUAGUCGUGAACAAACUGA
This is a messenger RNA of Labrus mixtus (cuckoo wrasse), 4270 nucleotides long. Its product is annotated as arf-GAP with Rho-GAP domain, ANK repeat and PH domain-containing protein 1. Gene Ontology annotation, molecular function: GTPase activator activity. Lineage: Eukaryota; Metazoa; Chordata; Actinopteri; Labriformes; Labridae. Gene Ontology annotation, biological process: signal transduction. The record is from RefSeq and is a predicted model, not a curated record. The transcript is spliced from 25 exons. The coding region runs from base 232 to 3723 and encodes 1163 amino acids.